This is a messenger RNA of Hemibagrus wyckioides, 931 nucleotides long. RefSeq names its product keratinocyte associated protein 2 (gene krtcap2). NCBI's taxonomy places the organism in Eukaryota, Metazoa, Chordata, Actinopteri, Siluriformes, Bagridae. The record is from RefSeq and is a predicted model, not a curated record. The coding region runs from base 156 to 566 and encodes 136 amino acids. The transcript has 5 exons.
CUAUGUACACUAUGGCACUAUUUUGGAACACGCCCUUGACGGCGACGUUAUGUGACGUCACUCCCUGCCGCCGGAGAAGCUCGCCGAAGUGCAGUAUCGUACCCCGAGCUCUCUGUUCAUUUACUUCACAGCCUUUUCCGUAUUCGGAGUAAAGAAUGGCGGUGAACACAGGGACGUCUCUGGUCUUGUCCAGUCUGCUAUCCGUGCUGGUCUUUGCUGGUAUGCAGAUGUUCAGCAGGCAGCUGGCCUCCUCUGAGUGGCUCACCAUCCUGGGAGGUUUCCUGGGCUCCUUACUCUUCGUCUGCUCCCUCACUGCCUUUAACAAUCUGGAGAAUCUUGUCUUCGGUAAAGGUUUCCAGGCAAAGAUCUUUCCAGAGAUUUUUCUGUGCCUGUGUCUGUCUCUCUUCGCAUCUGGUUUGGUGCAUCGUGUGUGCGUCACCACUUGCUUGAUAUUCUCGCUCUUCGCCCUGUACUACAUCAACAAAGUGUCAGCAGCUCUUUACCAGGUGGCCGCUCCUGCAGCAACUCCUGCUAAAAUCACCGGCAAGGGCAAGAGGAAGAACUGAAUGAUUGAACAUGAUGCAUCAUCACAGCAACACUGAUUAUUUGGUACAUUGCAGUAAUGUUUUGUCUGGCCCAUUUUAUGAUUCCUACAUUCCAUUCCACAGGCCAUAUACGUCCCCAAUCAGGAGUCUCAAAGAUUGUCAAUGUUUCUAAAGAACACAUAUUGUUCAUGUAUGUAUUUCUGAUUUGCAAAUUCAGCAUUAUGUUAGAUUUGUUCACACACUGAAGUACACCGAACUGUAUCGAUUCCUGAUCGACUCUGUAAAGAUAUCGUGUCUUUCCAUUCAUAGCUGUGUGAAUUGGUUUCUCGUAGGAAGUAUUUUUGUUAAAGAAUUUGCUAUUAAAACACUUAAAAUCCUUAAAAAAA